UGCACUUCGUCGACAGGGGGAUUGCAAACCGAGAAAACAAAAAGUGUCCGGUGAGAUGCGCCGUUUGUCCAGACUUCCUUGCAGAUGGGUUUGCGGAAACGCCUGUGAUGUGAACUUUCUGCAGAUUGUGUAAUUCUUCCUGCAGGAUGAAUUAAGAGAAGAGGAUCCUUACUCUUUAGGAAUGGAGAGCAGUCUGUCAGUUUCCAGGAUGCAAGACCCUUCAUCUUCACCCUUGGAAAAACAUCAGAGCUCAGCUAAUGGAAAUGGAGAUCUUGAUUCAGAAGAAGGUUCAAGCUGGGAGGAAAUCGGCUUUAACUGGGGAGAAUAUUUGGAAGAAACGGGUGCCAGUGCGGCGCCUCACACAUCGUUCAAGCAUGUUGAAAUCAGCAUUCAGAGCAACUUCCAGCCGGGGAUGAAGCUGGAGGUGGCGAAUAAGAACAACCCUGACACAUACUGGGUGGCCACUGUCAUUACCACCUGCGGGCAGCUGCUGCUGCUGCGCUACUGUGGCUACGGGGAGGACCGCCGGGCCGACUUCUGGUGUGACGUGGUGAUCGCGGAUCUGCACCCCGUGGGGUGGUGCACGCAGAACAACAAAGUCUUGAUGCCCCCGGAUGCAAUCAAAGAGAAGUACACGGACUGGACAGAAUUUCUUAUUCGAGAUCUGACUGGUUCCCGGACGGCACCCGCCAACCUCCUAGAAGGACCUCUGCGAGGGAAAGGCCCUAUAGACCUCAUUACAGUUGAUUCCUUAAUAGAACUUCAGGAUUCUCAGAACCCUUUUCAGUACUGGAUAGUUAGUGUGAUUCAAAAUGUUGGAGGAAGAUUACGCCUUCGCUAUGUGGGAUUGGAGGACACUGAAUCCUAUGACCAGUGGUUGUUUUACUUGGAUUACAGACUUCGACCAGUUGGUUGGUGUCAAGAGAAUAAAUACAGAAUGGACCCACCUUCAGAAAUCUAUCCUUUGAAGAUGGCCUCUGAAUGGAAAUGUGCUCUGGAAAAAUCCAUUAUUGAUGCUGCCAAGUUUCCUCUUCCAAUGGAAGUCUUUAAGGAUCAUGCAGAUUUGCGAAGCCAUUUCUUCACAGUUGGAAUGAAGCUAGAGACAGUGAAUUUGAGCGAGCCCUUUCAUAUCUGUCCUGCGUCGGUGACCAAGGUUUUUAACAAUCAUUUUUUUCAAGUGACGAUUGAUGACCUAAGACCAGAACCUAGUAAACACUCGAUGCUGUGCCACGCGGAUUCUUUGGGGAUUUUACCAGUACAAUGGUGCCUUAAAAACGGAGUCAACCUCACACCUCCCAAAGGUUUCUCUGGCCAGGACUUCGACUGGGCGGAUUAUCACAAGCAGCAUGGGACAGAAGAAGCGCCUCCCUUCUGCUUCAGAAAUACAUCCUUCAGUCGGGGUUUCACAAAGAACAUGAAGCUUGAAGCCGUGAACCCCAGGAAUCCAGGAGAACUCUGUGUGGCCUCUGUCGUCAGUGUGAAGGGGAGGUUGAUGUGGCUUCGCCUGGAAGGCCUGCAGACUCCUGCUCCGGAGUUUAUUGUGGACGUUGAAUCCAUGGACAUCUUCCCAGUGGGCUGGUGUGAAGCGAAUUCCUACCCUUUGACCACACCACACAAAACAGUCUCACAAAAGAAGAGAAAGAUUGCAGUUGUGCAACCAGAAAAACAAUUGCCAUCCACAGUGCCUGUUGAGAAAAUACCUCACGACCUUUGUUUAUUUCCUCACCUGGACACCACAGGUACCGUCAACGGGAAGUACAGCUGUCCUCAGCUCUUCAUCAACCACAGGUGUUUCUCAGGCCCCUACCUGAACAAGGGGAGGAUCGCAGAGCUACCUCAGUCGGUGGGACCAGGCAAAUGUGUGCUGGUCCUUAAAGAGGUUCUUAGCAUGAUCAUCAAUGCCGCUUACAAGCCUGGAAGGGUCUUAAGGGAAUUACAGCUGGUGGAAGAUCCACACUGGAAUUUUCAGGAGGAGACGCUGAAGGCAAAGUACAGAGGCAAGACGUACAGGGCCGUGGCCAAGAUCGUUCGAACCUCUGACCAAGUCGCGGAUUUCUGCCGGCGAGUUUGUGCCAAGCUGGAAUGCUGUCCGAAUUUGUUCAGUCCUGUGCUGAUUUCUGAAAACUGCCCGGAGAACUGCUCCAUUUAUACCAAAACCAAGUACACCUAUUACUACGGAAAGAGAAAGAAGAUCAGUAAACCCCCAAUUGGGGAAAGCAGCAUUGAAAUCGGACACCCGAAACCAGCCAGACGGAGGAAACGGCGAAAAUCCAUUUUCGUGCAGAAGAAACGGAGGUCUUCUGCCGUGGACUUUGCAGCAGGCUCGGGGGAGGAAAGUGAAGAAGAGGAUGCAGAUGCCAUGGACGAUGACACUGGGAGUGAGGAAACCAGCUCUGAGCUCCGGGAUGACCAGACAGACACCUCUUCGGCCGAGGUCCCCUCCACCCGGCCCCGGAGGGCCGUCACCCUGAGGAGCAGCUCCGAGCCGGAGCGCCGGCCUCCCGUGGAGAGAGUGCGGCGGGGCCGGAGAGCGCAGACCCCCUCCUGUGCCGAGGGCGGGGACAAGGGGACAGCAGCUGGCCAGGACGCGGCAGAGGAAAUAAAGCAGGAGGAGGAGGAGAGACUUGUUCUGGAGAGUAACCCGUUGGAGUGGACGGUCACCGACGUGGUGAGGUUCAUUAAACUGACCGACUGCGCCCCCUUGGCCAAGAUAUUUCAGGAACAGGACAUUGAUGGACAAGCACUCCUGUUGCUGACUCUUCCGACGGUGCAGGAGUGCAUGGAGCUGAAGCUGGGACCCGCCAUCAAGUUAUGCCAUCAGAUCGAGCGAGUGAAAGUGGCUUUCUACGCCCAGUAUGCCAACUGACUCCACCCUCUCUGGAGGUGGCCCGUUAUCUUGGUGAUGCAGUAUCUUGGGAAGGUGUUUGGGACUGAAGCUUUUAUUUUUUGGGGUCUACAUGAGACAGUACAUCCACGAAGUAUCACCAAAACGCAAGAAGCAUGAAGGACCUCUUCCAUCCACCAGCCUGUCUGAUAUUUCCGUGUUUUUAAAGCACACUCAAGUACCAGCCACAGCUGUGGCUUCUGGAGUGUGUAAAUUAAAGUUCUGUCUUGGCCCCUGUGGGAUAUGGAAGAGGAUUUUUGCAUAUCCUCAUCUCGCCUUUCUCCCACCCCAAACCAGGCAGCUGCCUUUAAACAAGAUUUCCUAAACCAAGGCCCACGUUCCUUUGAAAACUAAGGCACAUUUGCUCUCUUCUCGAAUGUGACUGAGAAGGAUGCCUGGCUGGUAGUUUUUGCUCUAAUCAUUCUCAGGCGCAUUUGUAGAUGCUUCUUUCCUAUCAAUACACAUGUGGCUGUGGUGGUGGCUGUCACCGCAGUUUGAUCUUGGUGGCAACUCAUUUCUCAAAUACAACUGUAGGCGAUGUUUCAGGAUGUAGCAAUGAAAAGAUGGGCUAACCCUGCACCUUCUGUCAGGGGUACCUUUUAGGAAGUGGCGGGAGUGAGGGCAGGCGGGGUGUGAUUGCAAUGAGACAGUUUUUCUUGAGUGAUGGACAUCUAGAAAGUCCGUAGAGAGUAGUUCUAUUUGCAGCCUUUCUAGAACCUCAAAGAUUUCUAACAUUCUGAUUUAACUGUGACCAGGUCACGGAGUAACUCCUUUAGUCUGUUGGGAAAUUUUGAGUAUAUUGAAGGAACAGCUUAAUUGCAGAGAGCAAGAGUGGGAAGAGAUUUGAGAGCUGUUCAUCAACCAGCUACAUCCCGUUAGAAGGUCGCAGUAGCAGGUCCCAUGAAGAGAUUCCCUUGAACGCCUCUCUCCUUCAGCCCAGCUCCGCCACACCCAUUUGCCGUAGGGAUGAGGAGGCCUGUGUUCUCGUAGCGAGCACUGGACCUGGAGGCAGCCCCAGUUCUUAUUCUGGCGUGGCUGCUAUCUCACUCUGUGAUCUUAGGGGACUUUGAAUCCCUCUGGACCUCAUUCCUGCACAGCAACAAGUUGGAACACUUAUGAGUGUAGAAGUGCACACACAUCCCCCUUGUCUACAGCCUGCUUGCGAUGGAAGGGAAGAGUGCAGAGUGGCCCAAAUGUGAGAAGGAAAAUAAAUGAAAAAGAAGCCUAUCGCCACAGCUUUUAACUCUGUCAUUCCCGCAGCUCACUCUGGCUUUGAGUUUGCUUAUGACAUUUCUGGGGAAGUUUUCAUUAAAUCAGUUAAAUCAUUUGCAGAGAGAUGUGUGUCUCUGAGAAUGGGCUGGUCUUUCGUCCUAAGCCCUUCUUGCGUGUACGCCCAUGAGUGAUCUAGUGUAUUCAUUCAAACCCAAAUGGACUACUCUAUUCUGUUGUGAUAGUUGCCCAAAUGCCUUUUCAAACUUAUGCAAGGAAACUAAUCCUUCACGUGGUCCGGGAGGGGACUCGAGAAACAGAGGCCGCACACCCUUCUGUUACUGUUACCCCAAUUACCUUGAUCUUUUCUUUUUGAUUAGAGUCUCAACAAUUCCAGUAAUAUGUGGUGGGCUGCUCAUACUUCUGCUACAUUUUAAGGCAUGAUUAUCUGUCACAUUUUGAAGAGUUUGAUUGCUAAUGCUAACCUUUAUUACCAUUCUGUAACUGUUACAGAGGAAAAUGGAAAACAAAUAUUUUGGAGUUAAGGCUUUUUCAUCUCCCCUGUAGCUGAUUCUACAGUGAAAUUUUAAAAGUUGGGCAAAUGCAUUUGCCUGGGGACCUCUGAUGGCAGGACCAGUGUCCUAACCUGUGUUAGCAAGCGCCAUUGUAAGUUGACUCAUGCUGGGCUUGCAGUCGGAUUUGUCUCUUCUAAGCUCAAGUUUCGACCUCCUCUCGGUUUCCGACCCUGCCUUCUCAGCCACGUGCUUUCGGCCUUAAAUGCUGAGUCUUGUGGAGUUAAACUCUGUCAGACAAGUGGAAAGGGUAUCCAUUUCAAGAUCUUUGGCAUUUUCCCUGUGCUGACUCAUUUAUAAUCUCCACUGUGGCCUUUUCAAGCUGAGCUAUUUCUGUUGCAUUUGAGGUGGGAACGAAGGAAUGUGGUGGCUGCAACAUAACGUACUUUCAGCACGAAUGUCACCUUCUCAUGUCCUUUGGAGUAACGGCACAGAGGAGGAGGUGCUACAUCGGAGUAAGCAGAUCUUCUGGGGUCUCUGGAGCCCACUCAGAGGAGCUGGAGGGCCUCCCACCAGGCAGCCUGGGCAAGACACCGCCACCAUUGCUGGGGAAGCUCCCCAUGGGGCCAGAUGCCCAAGACUCUUCUUAUCGACUUCAACCUUACAGUUGAACUUCAGUCUCUCUUUUUGGAGGAUCAGUCACUUCAUCUGCUUCUACUUUUUGUGUGUGAGUGGUAAGGAGGAGAUGGAUGCAACCUGGGGCAGAAGAAGGCCCAGCUCUGGGGUGAUCAUCACAAAAGUUGUCUACAUGCCGUCUCCCGGCCGUUCUGAGAGCCAGGAAACAUUUUAGGACCAAGAAGAUGCUUUUGCUCUGCGUGUGGCCAACAGGCUCCUGAACAUGGAUUCUUUGAGGAUUUCUGUGAUGGUGGGUGUAUUUCUUCACAUCAGUUGCAAUUCAGCUACACAAGUGUAAGGUGGUCUUCAUUUCUCUGUAGGAUUCACCUCUCACCAGCUUCUGUCUUAGAAAUAGGGCCAGUUUCCAAGGAACGUUUUCCUGUGUUGUUACUGUGUCUUUGUCUCUUAUGGCAGGAAGAAUUGAUUUUACAUGUUAGCCCCCCAAUACCACCACAGCCCCUAAGCCAAACGUUUCUUGGUAGAAACACCCCAGCAAGGGAGGCCCCACCUUCCCCCUCCGUCCCCGGAUGCCACAGUCUCUCCUCUGUCUGUCUGAUAGUACUUUGGGAUUACGUACCUGGGUCCUGCAUACGCCAUGCCGCUCAUUACCUCCCGGAACUGGCCAAGAAGUGUGUGUUCCCUCUCUUGGCCAAGCAGGCACUCUCCAGUCUGCACAGUGUGUAACUUGAGAAGCAGAAAUGCCACCAUCUUUCAUGCUCAAGAGUCUGUCACUCGAUCACUCCUGAAAGCUCGUUUCAGCCCCUAACUUCUUGACUGCACUUGUACUAUGUUGGGAAAGGAUCCUAUUCACAACAAUAUACUCAUAAAAACCUAAAAACAGCAGGAUACAACUGGCAUGACAGAACUUCUUUGCUUUUCAAAAAACACUUCUUCACCAUGAAGUUGCAGAAUGUGGAGAACUCAUCCAUCACUUUUAAAAUUAGGUUCAUUUGAUCAGAGUUUGAUUUGCACACCCAGUGUUUGAGCUGUACAGCUAUUACAUUGCUUUCCCUUAUUCGAUCAUAUUUGAAAGAUUAUUUCCUGUGCUCGCUUUGAUUUGCUCCUCGAUAAAAUGACUCAAACCUUGAACACUGCGAGCUCUGACCCUCACUCCAGUCUCUAGAAGGUUGGUUUUGAUCAGGCUUUGAAGAUGGGUCUCCGUUUCCUUGUUUGUCUCCUGGAAUUUUGAGUGUUGUAUCAGGCACAUUCUGAGAUUUGCCUUCUAUCUUGCACCAAACACACCUUUCGAAGAGCUUUCUCCUGUCGUUUUGGAAGCACUAAGGGUUUUCAUACUUUUUUUGUACAACACCCAUUUAUAUUUAUUUCUGUAUAUAGAACUAAAACAAAGAACCAUGGUGUUAAAAUCUUUGUUGUGGUUUGAGCAUCAUUGUUGCUUUCGGGUUAAGAGGGUGAAUCGAGACUCCAAGUCCCCUAUUCUAUCUUUAGGAAGCUGUGAUCGAGUGUGCAAUUAUUUGAAGGGAAAAAUAGUAAGUUAAGGUAUCUGUAGUCUUUAAGGAAGAAAUCGUUAGGUAUACAUACUGCCCGUGACUCUUGGCUGCAACAGCUGCAUAGCAAGGGAAGGCUGGAUGGGCAACUGUUAUGACUUAAUGAUUCUCUUUUUCAUUCACUGUUCUGUUCUGUUCAAGAGUUUUCUGGAAAUUGCUUUACUCCUUUUAACUUUGAAUUUUUAAGUUGAUUGAUUCUCAUCACUUUUAUCACUAGAGUUGGUUUACAAGUAUCCAAACACAAGGUGAUGAAAUCGAAUAGGCUGUUUUUGACCCACUUACCUAACACCUGUGAUUGCUGAUACCUGCUGCUGCCUGGGGUUUUGGUUAGAAGCGUCUCUAGUUUAGAUGAUAAUAACUCAGUUUCCUGAGCUGUAGACUUUCCGUGUCACUGGUUUUGUUUUCAGUGGUGAAGAUUUGGUACCGGCGAGUGAGUAUGUGGGUCUUGUCACAGAACCAAGCACAGCAGAGCUCCGUAUGGGCCGAAGAGACACAUCGAAGAAAAAGUGAAGUUCUGGGACAGCUGUUGCUGAAAAUCACCUUACCGUGAGAAAUCGGAGACAAAAUUUUUUAAAGGACAGAAAAAAUAAUCGUCUCAUUUCUCGUUCAAAAUGGGAGCUAGCAUGAUUUCUAGAAGCAUACACUCUUCCUAGUUGUGAAUGGUAAAAGCCCUUUUACUGUUUUGCAUUCCAGUUUGAAUAGUUUGUACUGAAAUUUGAUUCAUAUCUUGUGUACGUUUUGGUGCGUAAAAGGGAAAAAUUGGUGUUUUUGCUUUUGAGAUUUGCAGGACAAAGGGCAUGUUGUUGGUUUGCUGUAAGAUUGUAUUCUGUAUAUAUGUUUUCAUGUAAAUAAGUGAAAAUCUAUAUCAGAGUUAUAUUUUAAUUUUUAUUCUAAAUGAAAAGACCCUUUUUACUUGAAAAAAAUUGUAAGCCACAUUGUUAAUAAAGUGAAAAUAA
Messenger RNA from Diceros bicornis minor, 7741 nucleotides. It is a transcript of the gene SFMBT2, whose product is annotated as Scm like with four mbt domains 2. Gene Ontology annotation, cellular component: nucleus. NCBI's taxonomy places the organism in Eukaryota, Metazoa, Chordata, Mammalia, Perissodactyla, Rhinocerotidae. The transcript is spliced from 21 exons. Gene Ontology annotation, biological process: regulation of DNA-templated transcription. The coding region runs from base 182 to 2866 and encodes 894 amino acids. Gene Ontology annotation, molecular function: transcription corepressor activity; histone binding. The record is from RefSeq and is a predicted model, not a curated record.